Messenger RNA from Tupaia belangeri chinensis (Chinese tree shrew), 2093 nucleotides. RefSeq names its product solute carrier family 35 member E4 (gene SLC35E4). The record is from RefSeq and is a predicted model, not a curated record. Lineage: Eukaryota; Metazoa; Chordata; Mammalia; Scandentia; Tupaiidae.
GGCGGGCGCGGGCCCCGCCGUGAGAGCCGCACCACCGCCCGGGCACUGUCGGAGGCAGUGAGCUGCGUCCCCCCACCUCGGGCACCCUGGACGCGGGAGCCGGGUCCCCCUGGCUAGGCCUGGUCACGGACUGAGCACGCAGGAGGUCGCAGGGUUUUGUAUCCAUCCUAACAGCCUGACGACCGAAGAGAAAAAAAGGAACGAGGACCAUAAGAGCUUAGCGUGGACACUAUGCGGGGAAGACAGUGGGGACUUCACCUGGCUCAGGGCAGAUGUGCCCGGAGCCUACUAGGCCAGACCUAAGCACCAGAGACCAGGUAUCUCCGCAGCCACGACCUGGGCUCUGACCAAUCUGGGCCGGGAAGACCGUCAGUGCCUGGCUUAAUUAAACCUGGCGCAAGGAGCUGUGCCCUCACCUGAGACAGAGCACAGGGUUCCAGGAACCCAAAUCUGGACUGGCUGAAAGCAGUGCCCGCUGGUGACCCAGAGCUGAUCACUGGGGAGCCCACACCCUGCCUCAGUCCCUCUGGUGCGGAUGUGUCGCUGCCCCUUGGAGCACCAUGACGGCAGGAUGACCUCAGCCAAAGCAGCGGCAGUGGCUGGUGAUGCUCAGGUGGCUGGGCCCCCUGAGUGGCCCCCUGGCAGCCCCCAGACCCUGGGGCAACCUGGACGGCUCCGGGUGGCAGUGGCAUCUGGUGUGGCUGCUGGAGCGCUGGUGUGGCUGCUGGCAGGAGCCAGCAUGUCAAGCCUCAACAAGUGGAUCUUCACAGUGCACGGCUUCGGCAGGCCCCUGCUGCUCUCGGCCUUGCACAUGCUGGCAGCGGCACUGGCAUGUCAUUGGAGGGCACGGCGCCCCAUGCCAGGGAGCGCCCACCGGCGAGUGCUGCUGCUCAGCCUCACCUUUGGCACCUCAAUGGCCUGCGGCAACGUGGGCCUGAGCGCUGUGCCCUUGGACCUGGCGCAGCUGGCCACCACCACCACCCCGCUCUUCACGCUGGCCCUGUCGGCGCUGCUGCUCGGCCGGCGCCACCACCCUCUGCAGUUCGCUUCCAUGGGCCCGCUGUGUCUGGGGGCUGCCUGCUGCCUGGCAGGAGACCUCCGGGCACCCCCCGCUGGCUGUGCCACCUGCCUCCGAGGCCUCAAGUCCGUUCAACAGAGUGCCCUGCUGCAGGAGGAGAGGCUGGACGCGGUGACCCUGCUAUAUGCCACCUCGCUGCCCAGCUUUUGCCUGCUGGCGGGUGCAGCCCUGGUGCUUGAGGCUGGAGCGGCCCCACUGCCCGCUCCCACCGACUCGCGCCUCUGGGCCUGCAUCCUGCUCAGCUGCCUCCUGUCUGUGCUCUACAACCUGGCCAGCUUCUCCCUGCUGGCUCUCACUUCCGCCCUCACCGUCCACGUCCUGGGCAACCUCACUGUCGUGGGCAACCUCAUCCUGUCCCGGCUCCUGUUUGGUAGCUGCCUCAGUGCCCUCAGCUACAUGGGCAUUGCACUCACCCUUUCUGGAAUGUUCCUUUACCACAACUGCGAGUUUGUGGCCUCCUGGGCUGCCCACCGGGGAGUGUGGCGGAGGAACCAACCUGGCAAGGGUCUUUGAGAUCUGGGAGAGCUCACAGGAUGGCCUCAGCCUGAAUCCGUCUUCAGACAGUGGCUUUGGGGAGCAGGUGGCCAGCACUGUUGGGGCAAUUGAAGGAGGAGGCACCUUCUGGAAGGGCUCCCCGAAAGACUUACCUCCAUCCCUGCCUGUAUCACUCCAUCAGACUCCGCUCACCGCUGGACGGUGGGCCCAAGACUAGCGCAGUCGCUGUGCCUGUCGGAGUAAUCAUCGUGAUUAGUGUCUAUGAUGGCCACAGUGAAAAUCGCUGGGCAAACUUGGAAAACCUCAAAGUGAUACAGUGUCGACAAAGACAAUUCGUGGCAGUUACACAAUCCUUCCUCCAGUCGGGAUGCAGCUGGGGGCCCAGAGAAGGGCUUCUUUGCUGCUGGACUCCCCGGAGAGUUGGGGUAAUCUGUGCCAACUCCAGGCAGCUGCUGUGGCCUCACCCUUGGGCCUCUUAAUUUUGGGUCUUCCGUCCUCAAAUAAAAUAUUUUUCCUUGUA